CUGUUCACUUCCGUUGUGAAAUGCGCAGGCGCCGGAGAUGCGAUCAAUCUGACAGAAGUUCUCAUGACACCAUAGCGGGGUCUGCUGGAAAAUAUCUCAGUUGUUUGAAGUGAAAAUGGCAGUGGAGAAGCGCUUGGCAUUCUCUAUUGUGCAGUUCCUGCGAGAUCAAACACACUGUGUUGCUUUGAAUUCCGAUGAGCAGGAAAGCCUCGAAGUUGCCAUACAAUGUUUGGAGACCACCUUCAAGAUCAACUCCAGUGACUGUCAUCUCGCAGCACCACAACCUCUCACUGAAAUAUUCCUCAACUCUCUCCUCAAGAAUGACCAGAAUAACCUGGUGCUACCAGAGACAUCCCCGUCACCAGAAGACACAGAAAGGGCAGAACAGUUGAAGAAUGAAGGGAACAAUCAUAUGAAAGAGGAGAACUACAGCUGUGCGGUGGAGUGUUACACAAAAGCCAUCGAUUUAGACCUCCGAAACGCUGUCUACUACUGUAACAGUGCGUCUGGUUGUGUGGCUGGCUGUUGCUGUUAUCAUCAUCGCAGGGCUGCAGCACACAGUAAACUGGGGAACUACACAGAGGCAACGGGAGACUGUGAAAGGGCCAUAGGGAUCGACCCUAGCUACAGUAAAGCCUAUGGGAGAAUGGGAUUGGCAUUGACUGCUAUGAAUAAGUACCCAGAGGCCAUCUCCUACUUCAAGAAAGCUCUGGUUUUAGAUCCAGAGAAUGACACCUACAAAUCCAACCUGAAGAUCGCUGAGCAGAAACAAAAAGAGGCAUCCAGUCCUAUGGCUAUGGGACUGGGAUUUGACAUGGCCAGCCUUAUCAACAACCCUGCCUUCAUCAGCAUGGCCGCCAGUGUGAUGCAGAACCAACAAGUGCAACAGCUUAUGUCAGGGAUGAUGUCCAAUGCGGUCGGGGGUCCAGCAGCAGGAGUGGGAGGACUGUCUGACAUCUCCAGCCUGAUUGAAGCUGGUCAGCAGUUUGCCCAGCAGAUCCAGCAGCAGAACCCAGAACUGAUCGAACAGCUGAGGAACCACAUCCGCAGCCGCUCCUUCAGUGGCAGCGCUGAGGAACACUCGUGAUCCACACAGGUCUGUGUACUAGAACACAGAGCUUACAUUUCAAUAGAGGAAGGGCAACCAUAUGUCGUGAUUACAAUCUCUACACCCAUUCCUUAAACUCACAUCACCGGCAGAGCUGGAAUGAAGAGACAGACGGAGAUGGGGAUGAUGGCACUUUACUGGGACUGUAUCUUCAGAGAGGACGGGAGAGAUGUGAAACAGUCUACACCUUCUACAUACCUAAUAAGAAGAGAAAGUAUCCAACACAUUCUAUGUAGAUACUCAAACAGGAAAUAGAGUAUCAACCACAUUCUAGACACCCAAUUAGUUUCAAAAACAUUCCCACCAAUCUGGAGAAAGAAUAUUCUACACAGUUUGAGACCCAAUCAGGAGACAGUCUCAACUAAUUAUUCUAAAUAUCCAACCCAGUGCACAGCAAAUAUUUAAUCUUUCCUCAAUAAUGUUCCAUUCCAAAUGGAUUUCUGUGUUUUUCUAUAGUGUGUUGUAGUAGCAACGUGGAAACCAUUUCUGUGUUCCUAUACUUUGGUAUAUUUUGUUGAUCCUUUGGUCCGCACUGAUUUCACUGAUCCAAAAGAAUUGUACGUAGGAGAAUGCAGGGGUGUAUACAGUGAGGUGAAACAUUUAGAUAGAAAUUAAAUUAAUAGAGCUGAUAGGAUUCCCUAUUCUACAGUACCAGUCAAAAGUUUGGAAACACCUACUCAUUCAAGGGUUUUUCUUUAUUUUUACUAUUUUCUACAUUGUAGAAUAAUAGUGAAGACAUCAAAACUAUGAAGUAACACAUUUGGAAUCAUGUAGUAACCAAAACAUUGUUAAACAAAUACAAAUCUAUUUUACAUUUUAGAUUCUUCAAAGUAGCCACCCUUUGCCUUGAUGACAGCUUUGCACAUUCUUGCCAUUCUCUCAACCAACUUCACCUGGAAUGCUUUUCCAACAGUCUUGAAGGAGUUCCCACAUAUGCUGAGCACUUGUUGGCUGCUUUUCCUUCACUCUGCGGUCCAACUCAUCCUAAACCAUCUCAAUUGGGUUGAGGUCAGGUGAUUGUGGAGGCCAGGUCAUCUGAUGCAGCACUCCAUCACUCUCGUUCUUGGUCAGAUAGCCCUUACACAGCCUGGAGGUGUGUUGGGUCAUUGUCCUGUUGAAAAACAAAUGAUAGUCCAACUAAGCGCAAACCAGAUGGGAUGGUGUAUCACUGCAGAAUGCUGUGUAGCCGUGCUGGUUAAGUGUGCCUUGAAUUCUAAAUAACUCUGGGUCUUCCUUUCCUGUGGCGGUCCUCAUGAGAGCCAGGUUCAUCAUAGAGGUUGAUGGGUUUUGAGACUGCACUUGAAGAAACUUUCAAAGUUCUUGAAAUUUUCCGCAUUGACUGACCUUCAUCUCUUGAAAUAAUGAUGGACUGUCAUUUCUCUUUGCUUAUUUGAGCUGUUCUUGGCAUAAUAUGGACUUGGUGUUUUACGAAAUAGGGCUAUCUUCUGUAUACCACCCCUACCUUGUCACAACACAACUGAUUGGCUCAAAUACAUUUAGAAGGAAAGAAAUUCCACAAAUGAACUUUUAACAAGGCACACCUGUUAAUUGAAAUGCAUUCCAGAUGACUACCCCAUGCAGCUGGUUGAGAGAACGCCAAGAGUGUGCAAAGCUGUCAUCAAGGCAAAGGGUGGCUUCCUUGAAGAAUCUCAAACAUAAAAUAUAUUUUGACUUGUUUAACACGUUUUUGGUUACUACAUGAUUCCAAAUGUGUUAUUUCAUAGUUUUGAUGUCUUCAUUAUUAUUCUACAAUAAUAGAACAUAGUAAAAAUAAAGAAAAAUCCUGGAAUGAGUAGGUGUGUCCAAACUUUGGACAGGCACUGUACAUGACAGGCAAUACGAACUGUAUUGUGUAUAACAGAUACAUCUUCACGUUCUGUAACAUUGCUCCUUUCAGAACUGACCCCUGGAUUUGACUUAAAAUUGCUUUCAGUAAUUGCAUUGAGUGAAAGGGAGGAAGGAAUUAAGGAAGGAAGGAGUUAAGGAAGUAGAGAAAUGGAGGAAGGGGUUGUUCAGGAAGGAGUGAAAGGGAUAAAGGAUGCAUCUGUGAAGUAUUUGAACUGGGAGCACAUUCCUUUUUCUCAUGACUACAUGAGUUACACACGACAGCAGGGUUACAUUGUUUUCUAUCCUAUCAUGUUCAGACAGUUAUUUUUGUACCAAAUUAUUUGUUAUAGUUACUGUUGGAUGAAACAAAGACCCUAAGCCUUGAUCAUGUGGAUCUCUAUCAUUGCUUUGGAUAGCAAUUAUCAGUGCUAAUUUGAAGAUAAAAGAAAAUGUGUCCUUGAAAGUAUGUAUAGUGACCAUGUCUGCACCCCUACCCUCACCCUGUAUUUACUAAUGAUUGCAACCAUAGCAAACACACAAAUAUGUCAAUGCCAUUUCUCUUUUGAUUCUAUUUCAUUUGACAUCACUGAAACAAUGUUGAUAGUAUGGGACUUAUUCAGCCUUAAUGAUUUUGCAUGCUUUUCCAUCUGAUAUUUAUUGUCAGACACUUAACUGAAGCUAAUGAAUAUUGUGUAAAACAGAGCAGCAUAAUGUUUGGUCAACAAAUAUACGUCUCAAUAAAAUGUCUUGAAAUUGA
This is a messenger RNA of Salvelinus fontinalis (brook trout), 3692 nucleotides long. It is a transcript of the gene sgtb, whose product is annotated as small glutamine rich tetratricopeptide repeat co-chaperone beta. NCBI's taxonomy places the organism in Eukaryota, Metazoa, Chordata, Actinopteri, Salmoniformes, Salmonidae. Gene Ontology annotation, biological process: post-translational protein targeting to endoplasmic reticulum membrane. The record is from RefSeq and is a predicted model, not a curated record. Gene Ontology annotation, molecular function: protein binding; molecular adaptor activity. The coding region runs from base 116 to 1087 and encodes 323 amino acids. Gene Ontology annotation, cellular component: membrane; TRC complex. The transcript has 12 exons.